CCGCAUGGAGCCGCAAGCUCGGUUGAGUUCGUUCACACGGAGGUUCAAGACCUUAAGGAGCAAAAUAAAAUCUCCAAGAAAACAGAGGAAGAAACAAAGCAAAGACUGGAGAAAUUGGAACAGAUGAACUCUGUGUUAAACAAUCACGUCAUCGACCUUCAGGCAAGGUCAAUGCGCUAUAAUCUUAUAUUUUAUAAUAUAAAGGAAAAUAAGGAGGAAAACACGACUGAGAUAAUUCACAAUCUAAUCGAAAGUCACUUUGGAAUUGAAGAUGCGAAAAUGAUAAAGAUUGACCGCUCACAUAGAAUGGGAAAACAGCAAGGAACAAAACCGCAGGCCAUUGUUGCCAAAUUUAAUUAUUUCCCUGACAAAGUGCGAAUUCUGGCAAACACAAGAAAACUGAAAG
Paramuricea clavata is the source of this 406-nucleotide messenger RNA. The record is from the annotation of a GenBank genome assembly. Lineage: Eukaryota; Metazoa; Cnidaria; Anthozoa; Malacalcyonacea; Plexauridae.